Molecule: messenger RNA, 3072 nt
Organism: Leptidea sinapis
Lineage: Eukaryota; Metazoa; Arthropoda; Insecta; Lepidoptera; Pieridae
Product: O-acyltransferase like protein-like
Exons: 12
Coding region: 39-1937 (632 amino acids)
Molecular function (GO): acyltransferase activity, transferring groups other than amino-acyl groups
Source: RefSeq, a predicted model, not a curated record
UCGUCGCGCGCGCAUAUCCGCGCUGUCGGCGACCAGACAUGGCGACACUGUGUGUCCAUAUUGUGGCGGCGCUUCUGAUCGCCGUCACCUCCGCCGCUGUGCUGCACCCCGCUUCCAACCAGGACCCGCCGCAGAACACCGAUCAGCUAGACGAUGCGGUUUACCACAGCAUGCCGCGACUGUUCGAAAUGGACGACUACGAGCACUGCCUUGCCACACGCGGUGAGUUCUGCCUGGGCUCCUUCGAGCUGGUCGCGGACAAGAACAACCAUCUGAUGGACGUCAUUCAGCGUUACUCGGCGCCGCGGUACCGAUUCAACCACUCGCACAUCCACCGCGGGUACUGCCUGGGUGGGAUUUGUCCGUGGGCAGAACACGGCGAGGCCAGCGCGCGCUUCACCGCCUGUGUGCAAAACCGCACCAGUGAGCAGCAUGGGCUGGAGGCGCGCAUCCUCCGCCUGGAGUACUGCCGGAGUGCGGACAGCCCCCGUGACUAUAGCCCUGCGCCCGACGCUGUCGAUAUCGCCUUCGCCGUCCUCGCCGCGAUGCUGCUUGCUGUUAACCUGCUCGGAACUCUCUACGACUUGCUUAGAGACAAAACCAACAAGCCGCAUCCUGUGCUGAUCACGUGGUCGGUGUUGGACAACCUGAAGAGGCUGGUGAGAACCAAUCCUGUAUCCGCCCAAGACGAGCCAGGCCUUGACGCGGUGCACGGCGUCAGGUGUCUGAUUCUGGCGCUGGUGCUGUUGGCACACUCCGUCAUCAGCUACUACACCGCGUACGUGUACAAUCCAACGUUUUUGGAAUUUGCAAAUGGAAACCCGAUAUCAAUGCUGCUCAUCAACGGGACAGUGGUAGUACAGACUUUCAUCCUGUUCUCCAGUUUCUUCGCAUGUUACAACUUUUUGGCGGAAGUUGAUAAGAACCCUCAAAAGAAGUACGGGCUGCUGAAGUUCUUUCAAAAUAUAAUUCGACGAAUAUUCAGGAUAUGGCCGGUGUACAUGUUCAUGGUUGGGUUUUCCGGCACGUGGGUGCGCCGGCUGGGCGAUGGACCUCUGUGGAGCCCCGUGAUGGAGGCUGAGAGCGACCGCUGUCGCAUCAAGUGGUGGGCACACGCGCUCUUCGUGCACAACUUAUACAAACCUGAGCUCAAGUGUCUCCUGCAAACCUGGUUCAUUGCGGUGGACAUGCAGCUGUACGUGGUAGCCGUAGUGCUGAUGCUGGUACUAGUUCGGUUGCGGCGGCGCACCGCCAAUGUCUUCCUCGUCGCGAUGCUGCUGCUCUCCAUUCUGGCUAACUUCAUCAUCUGCUAUAAAUAUGACUUCAAGGAAAUUCUAUUUAUUAACACGCCUGAAUCGUUACGUAUUGAGCACACCGGUGUACCGUCAUACAUGUGGCUGUACAGUGCGCCAUGGGCCAGCCUGCCAGCGUCACUACUGGGGCUGCUACUUGCAUUCACGUAUCAUGAUCUGCUACAGAAAGGAGUACGGCUUGCUCAAUGCAAUUGGUUCCGGUGGCUGUACUGGGUGGCACAGCCUGGCAUGUUGCUGUGGAUAUUAGGUGGCCUGGCUGUGAUAGACACCAGCUCUCCCUGGCUCACAGCGCUCUAUGGAGCGGUGGACCGGCCCAUCUUCACGAUGAUUUUCACCAUCGUCCUGCUCGGUUACCUCUUUAAAGUUGACAAGAUCGUGGUUGGCGUGAUGUCGUGGCCGGUGUGGCAAGUGCUAGCCAAGCUGUCUCUCUCCAUCCUCAUGGUGCACUACACCUUCAACAUGCUGCAGGUGGCGCUCAAGCCCAACGCCGUCGGCGCCUCUAUCUUCGAUAUUGGCGGUCACUGGUUCGUAACGAUUUUCAUGACGCUGGUAACGUCUGUGCCGCUGUGGGUGCUGCUAGAGAUGCCCGUGCAGAGGUUCUUGCGGAUUCUGCUCCCGGUGUAGAGCCCCGCUUGCGCCACGUUCCGAAAGCCUGUCACAUUGAGCAUGCUGAUCCAGUAUCCAGUUCUACUUACCUACAUCGUGGACAUGAUUUUGUUUUUAUGAUCAAUAUUAUUUGGAAUAAACUGAAAUUCAAAAUAUUAAGUACAUCGGAAGUCGAUUGUAGUGAAUAGAAAACAAUUAAAAAGUUUGCAGCAUUACAUACGUAAAUUAUUGUGAAACUGAAAUGUACAGUGACGUCACAGGCGUGCUAUUUCACAAUUAUCACAUUCGCUCACAUCGAUGUCAAGUAUGCAACCCAUUAAUCAGUACUAUUUACGGGUCUUUUGGGAAAAAAAUCUAUUUAGUAACUUAUGUCAAUUAAAAGGUACUAAAAAUUCUACAGAAAUCUAUUGCUUAUUGAUGGGUUGAUAACGAAUGUUCAACUAUUUUACCGCGAUGAAAACAUUUUUGUGUUUGCGUAGUUAAAUAUGCGAAUAUGAUCGUAUAUAUUAAUUAUCUAUAUUAAAAGUAUAUCAAUAUAGGUAGGUUCUACUCUAUUUCCAAAUAUGAAAAUGAACUCUCAACUCUAUGCUACGCGUAUUGUUUCUAUUACUAUUCUUUUCUUUUUAUUUUGGUAUUUGUGGAAGGGCCCCCACAAUUUAGCCAAUGUUAGGUUAAGGUAGGAAACCUAGUGAGAGUAUUUGUACGGUGAUAAUAUUAUUAUAGUAUUUUCAAGUUUUAACAGUAAUAUAUUUAUUGACAAUGACGCAAUCCACUCAUAUUUUAUUUCGUUUGAUUGUACAUGCACUAUGCACUACGAGGAAUCGAUUUCCUCGAUAAGAUAGUUUAGAUAAAUAAAAUAUUUGUCUAAACUAUCAAAACGUGUGUACCUUUUAUUUGUUUUGUAAUGCCUGUGCAGCAUCGUUUGCAAUUGUUGUUGUAUACCUGCUUCCAUACACCUUCCGUUCCGUAGCGCUAAGUAGGACCCAUAACCUGCCCCAAAACCUGUAACUAAGUAUUUAUAUUAUGUUUAGAAAUAAUAUCAAUACUAUUUAGUUCCUAGAUCUGUUUAUGUUGUUAUAAUUAAGCUUUUUUACGUUAUGUUAAGAAAACUUAUUACUGAUUUUAAGAAUAAAGUUUUAAUAAUGACAUACAA